CUUAUCAUAAGAGUGAAGUCAGAGUAAGGCUUUCUUUAAAACCAUGCCGUCUUCUCGCCCGGGCCCGCCGCCGAAUCCGGCCGAAAUCGCGGCCCCGAAUGUCGAUGGGCGCUCCCAUUCGCGCUUCAGCGGUGUCCGAUCCGCGGCUGUCCUUGCGGCGAUGUCCGCGACCGGAUGCGCAGUGUAUUUACUCCGCGCGCGGUUUGAACCGUCAAGCGGAAGACGUGCAGAUCAAGACACGAGUGAACAGGGCUCAUCUCCACUCGCAAAGGUGUCCCUUGCUCCUCACCGCGCAUCCGAGGAGCAGCAUUUUCAAGCAGCCCAUACGCGGGAUAGAACAAAAAUAUCCAUCGACUCGAACUUUAGCGAAGACUCAAGCACCUCUUCUCUGUUCUCCUGGAUAUUGUCGGUGUCAGGGAGAGACGCGACCGCAGACACUUUGCGGCUGCCGAUGCGGCCCGUUUGCUUGCCCCGUAACGAUCUUCCAGCAAUGUCGACAGGAAAAGAGGCAUCAGCGUCCGAAAUGAAAUCUCCACAGCCCUACAACUAUGAAGAUCAUCGAGUGUCGCAUCUUACAACAGCAGCAGUCGCAGGCAAGCCGGGAGGAAACGUUAUCGCGCAGAGGCUACGCAAACUUGAGGAACCGAAAGCAAAUUUGUCACGGAAGGGCAGAUCAGCUUCGCAGCUGCAUUCGCCUCUCUGCCUGACGAAUGCCUACGCCGCACCCACGCAACGCCGCAGUGCUGGAUAUGCAACGCGCCUUGACAUUUCACCGGUAGUGGAGGGCGAGGAGACGAAAACUUUCGAGGUUUUAGUAGAUACGCGUUCUUCCGUCAUCUUCGUCCCCGACGCCUCCGCUGGCGUGCACGUCGGCAGACCAGCUUUCAAUUCGGGAUCGAAAUUUGCAAAGGUGAGCAGUGUAACGCUGCCGAGCUUCGGCGUUGCAGUGGGUUACCGGGUCCAAAGCACCGUAGUGCUAGGAGAUGUCUCGAUCAGCAGCCAAGGAUUUAUCUCCGCGUUUGCGAUUCCCCCAAGUUUUCCGAUUCAAUCCGUGGAUGGCGUGCUCGGCUUAGGGCGAAUGACGUUGCCGCUGCGCUCUGACUCCAUUUGGCUGAAUUUGCUUGGCGGGAAAAGCUCAUUAGGUGCUUUUGAAUACUGUUCAUGAUAAUCGAAAUCUUCAAUUGUUGUACUUCGAAGUAGACGCAAUUAAACAUAAAACUACGAAAAGAAAUCGAACUUCUGAUCACCACUUCUUAAGCAAGGUUUCUACUAAUUGAUGACCCGUCACUAGUGAAUCAUUUUGUUUUGUGUCGCUUAAGUGGUCCGAAAUAGUCCACGGUCGCUCGUUACGCUUUUGGCUUUGUGUCUGUUUUGUGAGUGCUGAAAGAUAGUCAACGGUCAUCGCUUAAGCGAGGUUUCUACUAAGCAGAGACCGGCCACUCGCUACGCUUUCGCUUUUGUGUCGCUUAAGUGGUGAUGGGACAUCACUUAAGCGAGGUUUCUACUAAGCAGUGAUCGGUCAUUCGCUACCCUUUCGCUUUUUGUGUCGCUUAAGUGGUCCGAAAUAGUCCACGGUCGCUCGUUACGCUUUUGGCUUUGUGUCUGUUUUGUGAGUGCUGAAAGAUAGUCAAUGGUCAUCGCUUAAGCGAGGUUUCUACUAAGCAGUGAUCGGCCAUUCGCUACCCUUUCGCUUUUUGUGUCGCUUAAGUGGUGAAGGGACAUCACUUAAGCGAGGUUUCUACUAAGCAGUGAUCGGCCACUCGCUACCCUUUCGCUUGUGUGUCGCUGAAGUGGUGAAAGUGACCGCCCUCCAAUCCAGCUACAAGUUUCGUUGUAUCGAAAAGAAAUAUGUGAAAGCCUAGGAAGAACUACACCGAAACCACUAGGUCAACUUUCGUCGGGUUUUUUUUGGAUGGAGUACCAGGAUGAUGGCAGCAGCGAACUAGUACUAAAAAAAAAUCUGCCUGACACCCGGUACGACCCGACUAAUGUUAAGGACAACAUCUAGUGUCCAUUUUUGUCAGCAUCUCGAUACCUUUUUGUUAUCUCGAUACCUUUUUGUUUCCCUUGUAUGGAUUUCGCAGGAAAAGGGGUCGAGAUCAUCAGGGGACCGAAAUGAAUGUUAGCCGACUCUAAUAAGGGCGCGAAUUGGCUCCCAACUUUGGGAACUGAGAACUAUCCGGAGUGGCUAGUCUUGGCUAAUUCUGUAACGGUGAAAUCACAAGCAGAUGCGAAGCCCCUCGUCAGCAAAAGCGGUGUUGUAGGUACCCAUCGAUACAUCAAAAAUACCAUCCGAUGCUUCAGGAGCAUCAUCUUCAGAUUAAGUGUUUAAUCGCAACGAGGACGAACAACUAACAGUGAUGUUACCUCACGAAACGACAAGAAGAACAAGGUGCCACCAUCUAGCUUCAUCGAGCUAUAUUUUUUACAACAAAAAUACUCUCUCUGUUCAUCAAAUUUUUCUCUUCUUUACAGUGGCCUUCGAUUUCGGCGCAGCGGAUUGGGUAGUAGCGCCUGGUGCGGAUUUUGCACAAAUCAUGCAACAAAUAGAGAAACUGGAAGGAAUUACGAAUCCUCUAUAUAUCCCGUGCUCACAGGCUGCCAACCUUCCGAUUCUCGAAUUCGUAUCAUUGUUUUUUUUUAUAACAAAUUGGACUUUGUUUGUUUUUUCGCUAGAGGAGGUGGACGCUAGAUGGAGGUGGGCGUGGGUUUAUUGAUGAUUGUGCACCUAGAAGUUUUUUUGUUGCUACGUUGUUUGUUCAAUAAUCUUCGACUUUAGGCCAUCGAUCAACGCAACUUCUCAGGAUAUUUUAGGAGAGACCUACUCACUUGACGGAUCGGAGUACACUCAGGCAGAUGCGGAGAACGAUCUGCUAGAAGUCGAGAGUGCGGCUGCACCAUCUACCGCAUCAUCACCUGCUGAACCAUCUUCAAGUGCUCCUGAAAAGUUUGGAGCUGCUGUGAACAAACUCAACGAGCAACAAAGAUCCGCACCGGAUGAACACCAUCAACAAGCACUUCUUACAACUUCAAGCACAACUUCUUUAUGUGGCAGUGAAGAUCAUGGUUCAACAUCAGGAUCAGCAACUUCGAUAUCAAAAGUUGACAGCGCUUCCAGUAGUACAACGACCACACCUAGUCCCACCACACAGAUGUGUCACGUGCGCAUAUCCUCGGAUCCAGAUGUCGCUUACUGGAGGUUGGGCUUCGCAUUCCACAAAAAAUAUCCAGUUACAUACAGCUUCGUCCAGUCACGAGUUGGGUUGCCCAGGUCGCGCGCACCUACUUGGGUGAAGGACAACUGGCCGGCUCUUGCGAUUCCCAGUGUCUUUGGAGUAGUACUAGUUUUAUUUCUACUGUACGUGCGCUCGCAAGGUAGCGCGGCUGCCGAAACAGGAGCUGCGGUCGGACCAGGGGGAGCAGUAGGAGCAGCGGCAGCAGGAGGAGCAGUACUCGAAGGGCGCCCGGCAACGGCGGUGUAGUGAUCAUGCUGAUAGCAUAUAAGAAGCUUGUUCUUUUUAUUUGACGAACGAGAAAACCUGAGAAUUUAGAUUCCACCACUUGCUUUUCACGAAACAUCAAUCACAUGACAAAACAAAUACGAGGAUGCGACGUCCCCGAUUUUUGACACUAAGUGCUACAUGUCUCUCUGAAGACAAUCAUGAAUUACAUUCGCGCAGUCGUUUUGAUUUUUUCAGAUGACACACAUACUCUUUCGCGUGGUGCGAAAACGCAAAGCUAACGAUUUUUUUUUUUGGCAAGGAAAAUUAUUCGCAUUAAAUUUAAAAUAAAGUA
Amoebophrya sp. A25 is the source of this 3795-nucleotide messenger RNA. NCBI's taxonomy places the organism in Eukaryota, Dinophyceae, Syndiniales, Amoebophryaceae. The record is from the annotation of a GenBank genome assembly.